Molecule: messenger RNA, 1902 nt
Organism: Cladophialophora carrionii CBS 160.54
Lineage: Eukaryota; Fungi; Ascomycota; Eurotiomycetes; Chaetothyriales; Herpotrichiellaceae
Exons: 1
Coding region: 1-1902 (633 amino acids)
Source: RefSeq, a predicted model, not a curated record
AUGCAGCCCAAUGUGGCUCGAUCUCCGGUCAAACGCAAUGCACUCCGCAAGAGCGACUCGACCGAGAAAGAUGCCAACGAAGCUCUUGAAGCGGAAGAUGGCAGAGGUUUACUGCUUCGCAACUGGGCUGAUGUUGCGCGAGGAUCGGAACGGACUCGUUGUCCACAGGCGCGUGGCCGUUUCACACCUCAAGUUGCAGAAGUCCAGCAUUCUAGUGUCCGUUACCCCACGAAUCAUCUCCUUGCUAUCCCUCAGGAAGUCCGUGACGCGAUUCUGGAACUUCUGCAUCCAGAAGAAGAAGUUGCCGGCACUCGACCCGUGGCUGGGUACGAGAAUUACCAGCUUGCUUGCAGACAAACAUUUCAUGAGACUUCGAGACGCUGGAACUACCAGCCCACGGUCCUGGUGCCAUUCAAUCGGGCCCUGGAAUUCAUCACACGAACACUCAAUGCCGCAGUACUUCACAGCAAUGCUUACCACAACGUCAAGAGUCUGUUCCUUGAGAUACGUCACGAUGCAUCGAGCAGGGUUUUCUCUCAGAUUGCCCAAGUUCUGAGACUGUCGACUCAACUUGAAGAACUCCAUCUCUUCGGCGUCGGGCCAGACGGAUACGGGGUCAGCACCAGCUCGGUUGCCCAUAGCUGUGGAAAGCACGACAUGUCGAUCGUGCCCUUGAAGUCCAAACUGCACAUCGACGGACAGCAUUAUCGGCGACGCCUUACACUGGUCAAUGGUAUUCCUUGGCUGCAACACCUCAAAGUCCUCGUUCUGGACAACCUCAACAUGCCUUUGCUCCAAGCCCAUGUGCUCAUGAACAAACCUCGGCUUCAGAAACUCUACGUCUCCGCGGAUCCUCGAAGUGCACUGCAUGUGGAGUACAAAGGUUGUCCAUCCCUGGGGCUGGGAAAUCUGGUUUGGCCAGUCAAUGGCAAUAUGCCUCCGGUCAAAGAACUCCGUGUUGAUGCAAACGCAAUCCUCACCGCCAGCCAAAUCGCUUUGAAAGUCGCCGAAACACUGGAGAGCUUGGAGUGGACCAUCCCAGAUGCGGCGUUCCAACUCCAUGGCGGACAAAUCAGCUUCUACAAUGAGGCAACACAAGUGCUGUCCCGAAUGCCUAACGAAGCUACGCGACUGAGGGAGCUACGGGUUUGCGUGCAUGGCCCUGUUUCCGAAGACAAUUACCAGUCUGGGAAUCUCAUGGGAUCCUUCAAAGACUGUGUUUCCCGCAUGCGGUCUCUUGAGCUGGUCGAACUCCAUAUUCACUCGAAGUCACCGUGGUUCGCAAACGAGUUCGUCGAGGCGCUUUCUCCAUCCGUCACUCGGCUUUAUCUAACCGAUAUCUGUGUGGAUAGAAAUAUCCGAGAGCUGUGUGAUUCCGUCAGCACAAAGACGGGCAUAGACGCACACCACCUCGAGGAAGUCCACAAGGCGGUUGCAAUUGGAGAAGAUCUCACUAGGCAGGACUACAUAUCAUUCAGUGGGAGCAGACUGGGGUUUGUGGGGUACGAAUACGACCUGAAUCUCGACGUGAAGGCAGCUGCAAAGCAAGGCGAAGACAUGACGAUGUUCCUCAAGCUCAACGGAAGACUCUUGGACAGAGAGCGAAAUCACCACCUCGCUAGUUUCGAAGGCAUGUUUAUCCCGCCCGAAGAAGUACCAGAGGAAGAAUGCCUGGAGUGUAUCGACCUCCAAUCGGCCACUACACAUGAGCAAGUCGAGAAGAACCGCAAAGAGCUCGCUGACUGCAUUCUCGACGAUCACCAUGAGUACUUCGGCAGUGAAGAUGUCGCAGAGGUCGUCUUCCGUCACGAACCAGUUGCGAAGGGCGGCCACUACAGCUACCCAGUGACCUCGGAGGUUGAAAAUGUGUUCAAGCGCUCCACCCACUGGCUGAGCAAGUGA